GUGCUGAAGGGACACGAUGACCAUGUCAUUACCUGCCUGCAGUUCUGUGGCAACCGGAUAGUCAGUGGCUCAGAUGACAAUACGCUCAAAGUGUGGUCAGCUGUCACUGGGGAGUGUGUGCAGACACUGGUUGGCCACACAGGGGGUGUGUGGUCUUCCCAGAUGAGGGACAGCAUUGUCAUCAGCGGCUCCACAGACCGGACACUCAAAGUGUGGAACGCAGACACAGGCGAAUGCGUGCACACGCUGUAUGGGCACACGUCCACAGUGCGCUGCAUGCACUUGCAUGGGAACAGGGUUGUGAGUGGCUCACGGGAUGCCACUCUGCGCCUCUGGGACAUCGAGACUGGGCAAUGUCUGCACGUGCUGAUGGGGCACGUGGCUGCCGUGCGCUGCGUGCAGUACGACGGGCACAAGGUGGUGAGCGGUGCAUACGACUACACAGUGAAAGUGUGGGACCCUGAGAGCGAGAGCUGCACUCACACGCUGCAGGGACACACGAACCGCGUCUACUCCUUGCAGUUUGAUGGGACACACAUCGUGAGUGGCUCUCUGGACACGUCGAUUCGAGUGUGGGACGUUGAGAGUGGGAACUGCCUACACACCCUCAUGGGGCACCAGUCGCUCACGAGUGGCAUGGAGUUACGUGACAACAUCCUUGUAUCUGGCAAUGCUGAUUCCACAGUCAAGAUCUGGGACAUCAAGACGGGCCAGUGCCUGCAAACGCUGCAGGGGCCCAGCAAGCACCAGAGUGCCGUGACCUGCCUACAGUUCAGCUCCAAGUUUGUGGUGACCAGCUCAGAUGAUGGUACCGUCAAGCUCUGGGACCUCAAGACGGGCGAGUUCGUGCGCAACUUGGUUGCACUAGAGAGUGGGGGCAGUGGGGGCGUAGUGUGGCGCAUCCGCGCCUCCAACACCAAGCUCGUGUGUGCGGUGGGCAGCCGCAACGGCACGGAGGAGACCAAGCUGCUGGUGCUGGACUUUGAUGUGGACCUGAAAUGAACCUGGCCAGUCCAGGCUGGGAUGGAGGAUCCCGCGGGCUGGGCGUAGCAGCUGGUCUUGGUGGGGCUGGCCCCAGAGCAGGCGCUAGCCCCCCGCGGGCUGUAAAUACUGUUUGCAGCUGUCUGGGCCUUAUUUAUAUAUGUGUGAACUCCCUGUGAGGAGCCUGCGCCCGGCUGGGGCACUGUACAGAGGAAGCAGCAUGUUUUGUACACUAAUAUAUCGAUUUAU
Messenger RNA from Fulmarus glacialis (Northern fulmar), 1230 nucleotides. RefSeq names its product F-box/WD repeat-containing protein 7-like. Gene Ontology annotation, molecular function: ubiquitin binding. Gene Ontology annotation, biological process: ubiquitin recycling; proteasome-mediated ubiquitin-dependent protein catabolic process. The annotation marks the transcript as partial. The record is from RefSeq and is a predicted model, not a curated record. Gene Ontology annotation, cellular component: nucleus; cytoplasm. Lineage: Eukaryota; Metazoa; Chordata; Aves; Procellariiformes; Procellariidae. The transcript has 5 exons.